CCUUCAAGUUGCAAUUUUUUUUCUACCCGAUUUUAGCAUUAUAUAAACACAAUACUGAAGAUCGUUAGUUCAGACAUAAUCGUCGGGAAAAAAAAAAUUCAGACAUAAUCCAACGACUCACAAAAUAUGUCCGAACCAACUCCAAUCUCUGAUCCUUACGCUUAUCUCAACAUCGUAAAGAACCCAGAUGGCUCCAUCACCCGCGACCUCACCAAGUUCCCGUGCACCCCAGCCACACCUGAUCCCUCCCCACAAACCCCCGUCGUAUCCAAAGACGUCUCCAUCAACAAGUCAAAGUCCACGUGGAUGCGUCUCUACGCGCCCUCCUCCACCCUAAACGACACCGUUCCCUCUCAAAAACUCCCUCUCAUCGUCUACUACCACGGCGGAGGAUUCGUCCUCUGCAGCGUCGACCUCCAAGUCUUCCACGGCUUCUGCUCCGACAUGGCGCGUGACCUCAACGCGAUCGUCGCGUCGCCUUCCUACCGUCUCGCUCCCGAGCACAGGCUCCCGGCGGCGUACGACGACGGCGCGGAGGCGCUGGAGUGGAUCAGAAACUCCGACGAGGAGUGGAUCAAAUCUCGCGCCGAUCUCUCCAACGUCUUCCUCAUGGGGACGAGCGCCGGCGGGAACUUGGCUUACAACGUCGGGAUGCGAUCCGCCGCCGCAUCGGAUCUGAGUCCGUUGCAGAUCCGUGGGAUGAUUCUGCACCAUCCGUUCUUCGGCGGCGAGGAGAGAAGCGGAUCUGAGAUGAGGCUUGCGAACGAUCAGGUUUGUCCGCCGAUCGUCUCCGACGUGUUCUGGGAUCUGAGUCUUCCCGUUGGUGUUGUUCGGGAUCACGAGUAUUCGAAUCCGACGGUGGGAGAUGGAUUGGAGAAGAUCGGAGGGUUGAGAUGGAGGGUGAUGGUGGUUGGAGGGGAGGAGGAUCCGAUGGUGGAUCGGCAGAGGGACGUGGCGAAGCUGAUGAAGAGGAAGGGAGUGGAGGUUGUGGAGAUGUUUAACGACGGCGAUGUUCACGGUGCGGAGAUCGGAGAUCCGUCUAAGCGUAAACCUUUAUUUGCUUCCAUCGGGAAAUUCAUUUCCUCUUCUGCUGCACUGUGUAACAUUUUUUAAGAAAAAAACUAAAAAAAAAUUAUUCUAUAGGCCCAAUACUUACGCUUAUGAAUA
This is a messenger RNA of Brassica oleracea var. oleracea, 1167 nucleotides long. RefSeq names its product probable carboxylesterase 120. The record is from RefSeq and is a predicted model, not a curated record. Gene Ontology annotation, molecular function: hydrolase activity. NCBI's taxonomy places the organism in Eukaryota, Viridiplantae, Streptophyta, Magnoliopsida, Brassicales, Brassicaceae. The transcript has a single exon. The coding region runs from base 127 to 1113 and encodes 328 amino acids.